GGAGACAGCGUCUGGGCCCUGCGCGGAUAAAGUCGAAACUCUCGAUGGCUGAGCCGCGCAUCACAUUUGUGCACGGCGGCGGCAGUGAUGAAGCGCCAACCCAAGCAGCUGGUGAUCUUCAUAGCUGGAUGGUGGGUAGCUCAGGUCUGCGCGAAGAUGAGGGGUAUGGAGCGUGUGAGAUCAACGAGGGCGCAAUGGAUCUUGUCGCCCUGUCGACGCUUAUUUGCAUUCAGGAGUUACGAAGUCAAGGCUCAUGGAUCUCAGAUGUGGUUCUUCCUCUCUUGAGGCUAUCUACCAAGGGACUUCCUCUCGAAGUUUGGAGCGUACAAGGAGAGUCUGUACGCACCAAGUGUCGACCACGGUUUAGGGAUGGAAAAACCUUUGACAGCCAGGUUGACCUCGUGGUUGGCUUGCCCCCUGACGCCUGGGAAGAAGAGUACCAGCAAAGGGGGCUCAACGAUCGUGGUUGGGAUUUUAGUCAUGUGAACUCGCCGCAUACUUCACAACGGGUGUGGUCGUCUUGACUCCCGACAAGAGCUUGCUGGAUGCCGAGGUACAGCUGUCCAAUUGGAUGGCUGGACUGUCCUCCUGGGCAUACUCCAAGAGCCCUAGAUCCGGGCAUCAUCCGGCAGCGCUUGGCUUGACCGCCAUAGGAGAAGAAUGGAGAUUCUACAUCUUUGACGGGCGUCGUCACUGUCCAGGGGAGUAUCCGCCCCUUAGCGAAGUUGUACGUUGAAAUGCCCUUAUCUGACUGAUUGCGAAGCUGAUUCCGGUGUACUCCAGGUGGCUUGAGCCCUUUACGUACCCUUUAUCAGUGCACUUCAAACAGUUCAAAGGUUCAUGAUCUACUGAAGAAACUAAGGCGCAUGAUGGAAUAUAACUCUGACAUGCUCGGCGAGGAACUCUUCGAGUUCAUUUAAUUUGGCAUGAUAUCUGGGGUUCCGGCGCAUUCCUUUUCAGAGAAGGGUAACAGGGCGAAAUUCCUAUCUUUCCGAAGCCCAUGGUCAUUAUCACAGAAACUCAGACCUUGUGAAAUUCUAGGGGCGAAUAAGACGCGAGAAGCUCUCGUAGCGACCUUGUAUACUAUCUACUUGAUGCACAGAAGAAUUACUAGGACAUAUCUAUACUAAC
This is a messenger RNA of Aspergillus melleus, 1131 nucleotides long. RefSeq lists its product as uncharacterized. The record is from RefSeq and is a predicted model, not a curated record. NCBI's taxonomy places the organism in Eukaryota, Fungi, Ascomycota, Eurotiomycetes, Eurotiales, Aspergillaceae. The transcript has 2 exons. The coding region runs from base 45 to 524 and encodes 159 amino acids.